GAUGGUCUAUGAUCUGCGUUUGUUAUUUUAUAGGUUUGUCUACUGUUCGUGCACGCUUGGUGAUGCUGCGAUGUCAUGUAUAAAUACAUAUUUGAGGAACAUGUAGGCUACUCGUGUCAAAAUUGCCCAGAUGCAGAGCUGUAUUACCACGGCGUCCGUGCUAUCUCCAGUUACAGCACACCACCACAACGCAGCUGAAAUAAUGGUAUCCUUCGAUUACAGGGCAUCGAACUAAAAUGAUAUUUUAGUCACGUUUCAGCCAAUAUUCAUAUCCGUUAUUACUGAUUGGGUUGACAUUCUGCAUGGCUGUCCUGCGGUAGCGUGACAACUUGCGAGCCAACGUUUGUGAUUACGCCUAAAUCUGAGCAUCACUUGCAUGAUGACAAACUCAGUCGACAUACACACUCAGUUAGCCUCUAUUAUGGAGGUAUUUGCCAAAUCAGCACUUGCGGAGAUGAGUAAAGCCAUUGACAACGACUCGACACUGUUACGUCAAGAGAUAUCCAGAAGAGAAAGGGAGAUCGAAGCACUCUGGCGGCGACUGCAACUGACUGAAAACGAGCUGAAGUCCGCGCGACAGACCCAAGCCAAGAAGUCACCAGCCAACUCGCGCUCCGUUGGAAUCCAAGUAAAUGACGGGGCAUCGCGUGCGCAAGCUGGCAUCUCCCACUGGUCCAGUUCGCUUAUUCCAGACAGAGGAUCCACGUCAGAGUGGAAAGACGCCAUAGGACAGGCAUUCCCUCUACAGGUGGAGGUGGAUGAGGAAGAGGAGGAUGAAGAGGAGCACGGACCAUUUCAGAUCAAAGAAGAGAAGGCUGAAGAGGAGCAGUGGAACAAGGGGGAUGGUGGGGCGCUGGUGGACGGUGGGGAGUGCUGGGAGGAGGACGUGGAGGAGGAGUCCACAAGCACACCUGGGGAAGUAGAGCCCCUGGGUCAGCGUGCGCCCGGUGAGCCGAAACUCUACAGUGCAUCAUGGGAGGACUGCGACCCAGAGGAGGGGGAAGCCAGCAUAGACCCCGCCCACCCAGCAGAGGACCCUCAUCCCCCGCCCCCGCCUGCCCUCCCACUAUCACAUCACCACGCCGACGUCUCCAGCGGUUACAGCUCCGCCGCCGACCACCCGUCCGUGUCUGUCGGGGUCGGCGUUGUUGCUGGGGGCGUUGGCGGCGGUGUUGCCGGAGCUUCAGGGGAGGUUGGCGGUGCGGAGGGCCGAGGUGGUGACGGCGGGGUCGGGAAGCGGUCGCGGUGCGGCCAGUGCGGCAAGACGUUCACCACGCACUUCUACCUGAAGAUCCACCAGCGCAUACACACAGGGGAGAGACCCUUCACAUGCACAGCCUGCGGAAAGAGGUUCUACUGCACGUCUCACCUGAUCUCCCACCAGCGCUGCCACACAGGAGAGAAGCCGUACAGCUGUCUGGAGUGUGGCAAGGCCUACUCACACCUCAACUCCCUCAAGCUGCACCAACGCAGCCACGCAGACGACCAGGGCCUCGGGUACGCCUGA
Molecule: messenger RNA, 1507 nt
Organism: Engraulis encrasicolus (European anchovy)
Lineage: Eukaryota; Metazoa; Chordata; Actinopteri; Clupeiformes; Engraulidae
Product: transcriptional repressor RHIT
Exons: 7
Coding region: 377-1507 (376 amino acids)
Biological process (GO): regulation of transcription by RNA polymerase II; urogenital system development; embryo development
Cellular component (GO): nucleus
Molecular function (GO): DNA-binding transcription factor activity, RNA polymerase II-specific; RNA polymerase II transcription regulatory region sequence-specific DNA binding
Source: RefSeq, a predicted model, not a curated record